Molecule: messenger RNA, 1164 nt
Organism: Arctia plantaginis
Lineage: Eukaryota; Metazoa; Arthropoda; Insecta; Lepidoptera; Erebidae
Source: the annotation of a GenBank genome assembly
AUGACAACAAAGAAGUUUUCCGAAGAGCCUGAAUUUGAGCGUCCAAUCGGCAACCAUACGUUCUUUCUCGGAAGAGAAGCGGUGUUAGGAUGUGCGGUCACUAAUAUUGGCAAACAUAAAGUAGGCUGGUUAAGAGCAGAAGACCAGACAAUCCUAACAAUGCACGACCGAACAGUCCUCGGUGCUAGAUACGCAGUCCAUCUAGACGCACCAAGAACUUGGCAGCUGAGGAUCAGACCACUGCGAGCAGAAGACCGGGGCUGUUACAUGUGCCAGAUAAACACACAGCCCAGUAUGAAGUGGCAGAUAGGAUGUAUCGAUGUUUACGUGCCACCUGAUAUCAUCAGCGACGAAACCUCCGGCGACGUAUCCGUUCAGGAGCUUGAGAACGCAACUCUAACCUGCAAAGCUACAGGCCACCCCCCUCCCAAGAUAACGUGGAGGAGAGAAGACCACGAGCCUGUUCUACUCAAGAAACCACAGUCUAGAGAUUUUGAUAAAGUGGAAAGCUACACGGGCAGCUCUCUUCCACUGUGGCGUGUGGAUCGAAGACAGAUGGGCGCUUUCCUGUGCAUCGCCGCAAACGACGUGCCACCCGCAGUGAGCAAACGAAUCAUACUAAAUGUAAACUCCUCGUCGGUGUUCACCGCCCGUAAUUUCUGUAAACAUGUGCGUUUAUACCCUUCAACAAGAGUUGCUACGAAUGUGGAAUACUCGGCAAUCGCACCUACAGUGAAAGUGCCAAACCAAUUGCUGGGUGCGCCUCUUGGUACAGAUGUUAAACUAAAGUGCUACGUGGAAGCACAUCCUAACACCAUCAACUACUGGAUCAAGAAUAGAGGGGAGAUGCUUUUAGACGGUCCUAAGUACACAAUAACAGAAGAGAAACUCUCCUACCAAGUUACGAUGUGGCUUACCAUCAGACAGUUCUCAAGAAGCGAUAUCGGCACAUACAACUGUGUUAGUACCAAUUCACUCGGCAAGAGUGAGGGUACUCUUAGACUAUAUGAAAUCAAACUCAACUCAUACUCAGAAGAUUUUGGCAAUCAAAUCAGUGUUGCAGGAGGUUUAACAGAACCCGCAAAGGGCAGGUCGCCAAGGUUACAUCGAGAGAGGACUUGGUUUUUUGUAAUUUUAAGCUGCUUUAUUUACAUGUUUACGUAG